Molecule: messenger RNA, 669 nt
Organism: Candida dubliniensis CD36
Lineage: Eukaryota; Fungi; Ascomycota; Pichiomycetes; Serinales; Debaryomycetaceae
Gene: TRP1
Product: phosphoribosylanthranilate isomerase
Exons: 1
Coding region: 1-669 (222 amino acids)
Biological process (GO): L-tryptophan biosynthetic process
Molecular function (GO): phosphoribosylanthranilate isomerase activity
Source: RefSeq, a predicted model, not a curated record
AUGAAAGUUGUGAAGAUUUGUGGGAUUAAGAGCGUUGAGGCAGCGAAGGUUGCGAUCGACAACGGAGCGAAUCUCUUGGGGUGUAUACUAGUGCCCAAUCGUGCACGAACGAUAGACCAUGAAGUGGCAAAACAGAUUUCACAGAUGAUGGGCCAUAGGAAGCCGCCAAAGUUUGAUGCGAGUACGCCAACUGAGCAUUUUGAGUUAGUUUCGCAAUGGAUAGUUGAGAAUGGGCCGUUUUUAGUUGGUGUAUUUAGGAACCAGCCUAGGGAAGAGGUGUUUCGUAUUGCAAGGGAGUUGGGGCUUGACUUUAUCCAGCUCCAUGGGCUGGAAGAUAAGCUAGAGUUUGUUAACCUGGAGUUUGGGAUAAUUCCUAGGUAUGUGGUGCCAGAUGAGAUGGACCUUUUAGGGGAGCAGGCGCCGCUGUUGAUGCAAUGUGUGAGUUUGCCGUUGCUUGAUUCUGAGGCUGGUGGUGAAGGGAAGGUACUUGAUUGGACGUUUAUUGAGAGGCUACCUACAAAGGCUCUACUUGCUGGAGGGUUAACGCCAGAGAAUAUACCAACCUUCCAAACCAUUUUAGGGUAUGAUGUUAGUGGUGGAGUUGAAACUAAUGGUGUUAAAGAUUCGUCGAAAAUUAUAAAAUUUAUACAAAACGGCCAUGCCGCUUAG